UUUAAAAAAACAAAAAAAAAUCGCCCCUCGAGUUCCCGGCUUCCCCAUUCCGCUCCGCACUGGCAUCCGCGUUCCCCAUGGCGGCGUUGCCCGCCCUCGUCUCGCUGACUCCCGCCGUCUCGAGGCACUCCUACCUCCUCUUCUCCCGCUGCCCCUCGCCGCGGCCGCGCCACCUCCGCCUCAUCCUUCCCGCCGCCGCCGCCCCCUCCCCGGGCGGCAGCCCCGGCCCCGGCGUCUUCCUAUCCCCGCGCGCGCUCUCGCAGCUCGACGAGCUCGCGGCCUUCCGCUACGAGCACGCCUUCCCGCACGGCCUCCUCACCGUGCGCGCCCUCACCCGCGGGCCUGAAGACGACGCCGUGGCCGAGGCGCUCGUCCGCCUCCUGGCCUCCUCGUUCUCCGAGACCGUGCGGUGGGCCCCGGCCCAGCGGUACGCGCAGCUCCUCACGUUCGUCAUCCGCAGGUACCUCCACGAGCGCCGCGGGCUCGCGCCGCACGCCGCGGUGCUCGUGGGGUUCUACCGCCCCGCCGACGCCGCGGCCGACUCCACGGGGGAUGACGGAGAUGAGGGCGGCGAGGAUGGGGAGGGUAAAGAUGAAGGGGAGAUGGCGUGCACCGCGGAGGUGUCGUUCAACGCGGUGGGCGCGCCCGGGGCCCCGCCCACGCCCACCCCGCCGCUCGACUUCCCGUACAUCUGUAACAUGACUGUGAAGACGGCAUUGAGGAGGAGAGGACUCGGGAAGCAACUUCUCAAGGCAUGUGAGGAUUUGGUCAUCAAAAUGGAUGCAAGACGAUGUGUAUAUCUUCAUUGUAGAGUUAUCGAUCAAGUGCCGUUCAACAUUUACAGGAAAGCUGGAUAUAACAUUGUCCAGACUGACAGUAUUUUGGUUUGGCUGAGCCUUCAAAAGCGGAAGUAUUUGAUGAGCAAGGAAUUACCCCAAGCUUCUGCUGUUAGUGAGUCUACAACCAAAGACUUCGAUGAUAAUAUUUUGACAUGCUAAACAUUCAACAGGAUCAACAGGCACACAAGAGGUUAAAUUUUGUGUAUAAAUGUAUGGUUCUGUUUCAUCACACAUUUUCGCUGUUGUAUAGCUUGUGAGGAAAUCAACUGCCAUUCAUUGAUUGUCUAUCACAAAAUUAUUUAGUUGAAAAUGAGUUGACAAAUGCUUGUAACAUAUAUUGAUUCAAUAAUAUAGCCCAUAGGCUCACUAAUUAUGUAGUUUAA
This is a messenger RNA of Setaria italica (foxtail millet), 1222 nucleotides long. RefSeq lists its product as uncharacterized. The transcript has 2 exons. NCBI's taxonomy places the organism in Eukaryota, Viridiplantae, Streptophyta, Magnoliopsida, Poales, Poaceae. Gene Ontology annotation, molecular function: acyltransferase activity, transferring groups other than amino-acyl groups. The record is from RefSeq and is a predicted model, not a curated record. Bases 78 to 998 code for a protein of 306 amino acids.